AUGCCCACCAGUUCAGCGGCCGUGAGCCAAGUAGCGGAUAGCAAAUCGAAGAAGAACAGGAAGAAGAAAGGCGGGAAAGGAGGAGCGCAAACCGAGGAAGAUGGGAAUACCGUCUCGAGCGCCGCGAAUGCUGGGAAGGACAAGUUGCAGGACGAGGGACAAGUCGAGACGGUAUUGCAUGCGCACUCUGUUGUCAUAGAACUCGACCAUGCUGCGAUAAAUGGUUCCAAGGAGGCAGAGUCGGCAGAGCCAACAACCUCAAUCACGGAGAGCCUCCAGACACUCUCCACCGAAGAUCAAACAUCGUCCUCAAAUGAAAACCACCCCUCACCCCAAAACAGCCAUGCAAGUUCUACGAAAAAUGAAGCGGGCGACCCAGGCGCCGAUGACAGAUUUGAUGUUCUCGUGCGGGAUCGAGAUUCCCUCCGGGAAGAGGUGAUUGAAAUGCGACGCUCCCUGGAAGAAAUACAGAAUAAACAUGACGAGGAGAUGGAAACUAUCCAAGAGAAGCUCCGGGUUGCAGAAAGUCAGAAGGAACAGGCAGAAUCGCAAUUCCACAGUUUAUUGGGGAGGGUCAACACAAUUAAAUCCCAACUGGGAGAGAGGCUAAAGGCCGACGCCGAGGAGCUGGUUCAAAAGAAGGCACAGAUUGAAGAAUACGAGGGCGAAAAUGCUACCUUGAGAUCAGAACUGGACUCUAAAUCCGCGUAUAUAAGUUCUCUGGAAGGUGACCGUGACCAGCAGUCGAAAGAGCUCUCAAGCCUACGAAAUAGGAUAAACCUUACCCAGCAAAAUUGGGUUAAGGAAAAAGAGGAACUGCUGGGACAAGAAUCAGAGCUACGGACAGAGUUUGAGGAAGCAAAACAAGCAAUGCACAGCUGGGAAAUCAUCGCUAUGGAGGAACGAUCCAUUCGAGAAAGUCUAGGAGAAAAAGUUAUAGAUCUAGACGAACAGCUAUCGACGCUUAGAGCCGAUUACGAUAAGGUAACUUCUGAUUACAACUCUCAGGGGGUGGCCGUUGAAGGACUCCAGAAGGCAUUAAGAGAAAUCCAAAUUGCUCGAAAACAAGAACUGCGGGAAUUGGUGGAGAGCACCGAUGCCCAAGUAGAGGAGGUUCGAAAGAAAUUAGAAGAUGCCGAGAAGCGUGCUGCCGAUGCAAACGCUGCACUAGAGGAAACGCAAAAGAAUCUAGAGCGAGCGUUACCUUUUGAGAAAGAAGUCAAGGAGAAGAACCUGCUCAUAGGCAAGCUUCGUCAUGAAGCUGUCACCUUGAAUGAGCAUCUCACGAAAGCUCUACGGUUCUUGAAGAAAGGGAAACCCGAAGAUAAUGUGGAUAGGAACCUGGUUACGAACCACUUUCUGCACUUCCUCUCACUGGACCGCUCAGACCCGAAGAAGUUCCAGAUACUGCAGCUCAUUGCUGCUCUCUUAGGAUGGACUGAUGAACAACGAGAGCAAGCAGGCCUUGCUCGCCCUGGAACCUCAGGGACAUUUAACAACCUCAGGGCUCCAAGAUCCUCAUCCGUAUUCAAGACACCAAGCUCACCUUCUCUUGCCACUGGCUAUUUUGGCGGCAACCCAGACACCCGCAAAGAAUCUCUUGCGGAGCUAUGGUCAAAUUUCCUAGAGCAAGAGGCCCAGACGGAGGGAAAGCUACGAGAGUCUGAAAAUGAGAACCCCUUAGACAAGCCGGCCUCAUGA
Molecule: messenger RNA, 1701 nt
Organism: Arthroderma uncinatum
Lineage: Eukaryota; Fungi; Ascomycota; Eurotiomycetes; Onygenales; Arthrodermataceae
Exons: 7
Coding region: 1-1701 (566 amino acids)
Biological process (GO): endoplasmic reticulum to Golgi vesicle-mediated transport; Golgi organization
Cellular component (GO): Golgi apparatus
Molecular function (GO): small GTPase binding
Source: RefSeq, a predicted model, not a curated record